This is a messenger RNA of Klebsormidium nitens, 3036 nucleotides long. NCBI's taxonomy places the organism in Eukaryota, Viridiplantae, Streptophyta, Klebsormidiophyceae, Klebsormidiales, Klebsormidiaceae. The record is from the annotation of a GenBank genome assembly.
UGAGGUGAAAGAUGCUUCCUUUCAUAGGACCGGAUCUUGUGAGGAACUCUGAUCUAGAGUCUACAGAAGCAUGGCUCCCGGCAUGCAUUGGAAGUGACCAUACCGUCGUUGGAUAUGUAAGGGACCCUGCAGAGGGAAGAGUCAAACGUAUUCGCAAUUAGGGUUCCCGAUAGUGCAAUAGAUUUCUUGAAAGGGAGUAGUCGAGCGAUCCUGCAAGGAAGGACUGUGCUUUUGAGUACCCUCUGGCUCUGCAUUCUGUGAGUCUGGAGUAGAUGGAAGCAACGAGUAAUCUCAAUUUUGUCACUCUUCUUCUGCCUGCAAAAUGGACUGGCACGGGUGUCCAGAUCCUAAUGCGUACUGCCCCCCAGAGCAUUGCUCGGACCCUGUUGCUCAUCACCGCAUUCAGGCUCGAAAACGAGCAGAAGCAGCCUUUGGCGGUGCUGCGAAAGGGUUUCCCCCCAGCAUCCAUUUCAGGGGCGUCGCAGAGGAAAAAGUGACAGCUCGAACUGUCUAUAACGAAGGGAGCUCAGCAAAGCCCCAUUUUGAUCCCGCCCCCUUUUUGAAGGAACGGAGGGUUGCAGCAGCAUCAGGUGGUGCUGAAGAUGACAUGGCGCAGUCAGGGAAGGAAGCGAGAAGCAGUGAGGCGACGCUCCCACACAUUCCAGCGACGGACUCGGCGGGGGUGAAGGUUCCCCUGCUGAAGCUGGGUCAGCUGAACAAGCUGCCAGACCGAGAGCGGGCCCAAUCAUUGAGUGCUCGAUCUGCCACUUCGGCCUUCAAGAGCACCACACAGAGGGGGCCCAGGACGGCCAGAGAGACGAUUGUAGGAUGGCAACCGCUGCGCAGUAGGAGAUCCAGGGACGAAAAGGUGGACCCUGAGCAGCUUCUGGAGACGCUCUUCCCAGAAAUGCACCAGGACUUGAAGCUUCUCUUGGACAAGGACUUUGUUGAGAAACUGAGCGGUGUCCGGACCAAUCCUGAGCUAGAUGGAGAUGUGCAGCAGAGACUGCGGGCCAUGGUUGCUGAGACAAGGGGAGCAGGUGCCACUGAUGCAGGUGACAUCGGGGGUGUGGUUAUUGACGGAAUCAAUGAGAGGAAGGCGAAUGUGGCAGAACCUUUGGCAGCGGGUAGAGAAGAAGUGUCUGGCAUUGGGGAUGGCGUUGCGAGAGGUAAAUUUGGGAAGACAGUGAGGAAAGUGAGUCAGCAAGCAGGACAAGCGGGAAAAGAUGGAGACUUUGAGCAAAGAGCAGCCAUAUGUCGGCCGGUGCUUCCUCACCUUUUCUUAGGGGCGUUGGGAAAUGACACCGGGGUGGGCGCAGGGGACGGUCAAGACUGGGCAGAAGCGGGUGUGUCAAGCACGGCAGGUCUAGGGAAGGUUCAGCAACCCCUCAAAGGUGGACAGAGCUUGGCUCCACCUACAGUCAGGUCAGGGCGGAAACAGAGCAUCACGGAGUCAGCCAGAAGCAGUCGCAGGCGUAGCAGCAACAGUAGUGACAGGAGUUCCAAACCGGAACCCAGCGCGCCGACAAAGCGUGUUCCAGCCCUCGCGAUUGACACCACGAUGCGGAAGAAGAUGGAGACGGUCUCUGCGGAGCUGGAAGAGUACAAGCGGAAGGUGCGCGAGCUGGAGAUCCAGCUCAGCGUGACGUCACCACGCAAAGCUGAGGAGAAGCUGCAGAAAUUGGAGGCGAGACUGCAGGAGCAGAUCUCGGUGCUGGAAAAGCAGUACAGGCUGAAAGUGGACAACAUCAGGGCGGCGCACCGGACGGAGCUGGCGGACUGGAAGGCGUCCGAAGCGGAGAGCAUUCGGACGGCGCUGGAGCGGGCGUGCGAGGCGAAGCUGAAAGCGGCAGCGGAGGAGAGGGAGGGGGUGCAGAGGAGACUGUUGGAGACGCAGACGCAGGCUCAGGCAGCGGAGGAGAGUGCGUCUCAGGAGAAGGCCCUGCGGGCGCCGAUGGAGGCGGAGGUGACUCGGCUGAGGCGGCACUGCAAGGCCAUCGAGAGCCGCAGCAGGGCCCUCGAGCGGGAACUGCUCGAACUUCAGGCCAGGGCAGGGGACACCAAGGGUGCUGCCAGGCUGCUGAGCGAACCGGUCGUCAGCCACCCGGCAUUCUCCCGCCACUUUUCUCUUCGCUCCGACUCCUUAGAUAUCGCUCGGCAGUCCUCCUUCUUGUCCGACGCAUCAGACGGCGCCCGAACCGAAGCCUCCAACUCGAUCCCUGAAGAUAGAACGCUGUCCCAGAGCAACUCCGGCACGUAUUCUUCCGUUCCGGACGGCUCCCAAACGGAACGGACCCCCGCCCGCCGCAGGUCCAACCGCUUGGCUUUCAACAUGGACGCCGCUCAGACGCUAAGCCGAAUAGCGGGAACGAGUUCCGUCCUUCCGAGCGGGGCUCAGACGGAACGGACGCGGGGCGGAUUCGACCGGAGGACGACGCUCGCGUCCGAAGAGGCGCUUUUGACAGAACGCGGCAGCCCCGCCGCCAAAAGGACGCUCCUCGACCUCAGCUCGCCCUCGCUGCACAUGUCCCUCGACUUCUCCGAGCAGAUUGGUCUCGAGGUCAUUUCCGGUGACGACUACAGCGGAACAGCGGAAGAGGUGUCCAAGGGAAGAGCGCCGCUGGGCCCCGGUGGGAGUGUGCGGAUGCCUGUCUUUCCGCCGGAACGUAUGCCAGGGAAACCAAGGGCCGACAUCGGCCGACAAGCGGUUGGCCGAUCGCUCACCUCCCUGCUUCCGAACUCGUCGUCUGGUUGGCGUUAAGUGGCAGUUGAGCAAAGUUUGACAUGAAUAGGGAGGUAUUCGUCUGUUGCCCUCUGAUGAAUUGCUUAAAUAAGCGGCAAAACUGCCAAACUGCAGAGUUCCGCUGCGUCAAAAGAAGGGCAAUUGGACGAUCACAGGAAAUUGAGAGCGUUUUUGGUGGUCAGUACUGAUUUCGAGGGGAGCGUGGGGACAUCCACCAUGCAGGUUCCUUUCAUUGCUUAUUCAUAGGUCUUGCGCAAGAUACGUCUGAUUUAACCAGAGCCGCGUCAAGAAAA